This is a messenger RNA of Paramecium sonneborni, 1979 nucleotides long. The record is from the annotation of a GenBank genome assembly. Lineage: Eukaryota; Ciliophora; Oligohymenophorea; Peniculida; Parameciidae.
AUGAAAGACAAGGUCAUACAAUUUAAUAUGUACUCAUUUUAGAAUGAAUGUUCUCAUUUUUUUUAUUUCUUUCCUAAUUUUAUUUUGAUGAAUAAGAUAUCUAUGAAUAAGGAUGGUCCAGGUUGUAUCACAAUAGGAAUAUUAAAUGUAUUUACAUCUUUUGCUUAUUUCACAAAUAUCAACCUUUAUUCUUUAGAAUAAUUAGGGAUUUUAAGCUCUAAAUUCAUUAACAACUAUAAAUUAAGACAUUUGGCUAUUGUGUCAGGUUCUAGCUUUCUUGCACUUUUGGCUUACUUAUCAAAUGCUAUAGGAUUUAACAAAAAUGGAACGUGUUCAUUAUUACCGGGAAUGUAUUUACAGUAUUCUUGCUAAUUCUUAUUUCAGUUACAUUUAUUACAAUUAUUUGGACUUGUAUUGGUUAUAUUUCUAAGUAAAUUAAAUAUAUAAAAAAAUAAGAAUAACAUUAUUUUUAAUAAUUUUAACAAUUAAAAAUAUAAUAGAAAUAUUUAUAGAGAAUACAUAAAUUCAUAGAUUAAGAGAAGUUUUGGGAAAAGAUUUGACUUCUCGCAUUUAAGAUAAAAGUAUAAAGUGAAUUUAAUCUGUAUAAUAACUUUUCUAAUUAUUAGAAUAGUACCAGUAUAAAUUAAAUAUAUAUUUUUUAUUAGAUGCUGAUUUUGACUAUUAUAUCAUUGGCUGAUACUAAUAAAAAAUCAUACACAAUUGCUUUUUAUUCUUUAGCUAUACCAAUGUCAUUGGGAGGAGUGUGUUUAAGUUUAAUAAGAUAUAUUAAGAACCAACAAUUCAAGAUUAUUUAAACAAGAAAUUGUAAAAAUAAAAAUCUGGAAUUGCAGAACUUUCUUUACCUAAAGUAGAAGUUAGAGCAUUGAGCUCUAUGACAAACAUAACGAGAGAAUCUUCAAUAGUAAAAACACAUUAUCUUUCUUAUAUUCAAGGAACUACAAGAGAUAAUAGUGUAGCUUAAAGAAAAACAUGUUUAGAUAAUGAAGAAUUGUAUAAAUUAUAACUAUAAUUAUAAUUAGAGUUGCAAAGUUAACAUCUGAACUAGAAAAUAAUUAGAUUAAGUUAAAAUUAAAUGAAUUCCUUGUCAUAUUCAAAAUAAUUCGAGAAAUGAACAACGAUUUUAUUAUAACAAGAAUAACUACAAAUUUAACACAUUAUCAUAUGAAACAUAUGAGGUAGAGCAUUUUAUAUUUCGAUAAUGAUACUUCAUUCAAUGCUUCUGAAAUCAUUUGUACAAGCUAUGCUGAAUCUGUUUUCUUUUAUAAAUUUUAUCAAUUAAUAAUUUUAUUACAUCAUUUGAUUAGUAAUUAAAUUAAAAUAUUGUUGAACAAUUAUAACAUUCAAGAUUGAAAUUAUAAACAAAUAGUUUCACUACAUAUGAUGGAGAAGUACUUAUCUACAUUAUUAACAAUUAAGCUAAAAGAUAUUUAAUAAGACACUUAUUAUAAGCUAUAUAUAAUUCAAAUAUAUUAACUUAAUAAUCAUUUAUUCCACCGAUGUUAGGACUCUAUUCAAUUGUGAAUUAGAGUAAUCAAUAUACAAUCAUUAUAUAGAAAAAUUUAUUGAAUUCUAUCAUGUUAGAAUAAUAAGGUUUUUCAAUCUAAGGUUUUUUUACAUAUCAAGUUGGUCAAAUUGAUGAAGAAAUCAAAGGAGGUUAAGAUAUUUCAAGUAAAAUGAAGAUGAAUCCAAAAAUUAAAUAGGAAUUCCUCAAUACAUUAAAUCAAGAUCUUAUAAUUUUAAGAGAUUAAUAUUUAUGGGCUUUUUCAUUUAAUUUAAUUCAUAUGGAAGCUGAAAAUCCAAUUAACAUAUUACCAAAUAUGAAUAAGACUCGUAAUGGAUAUUUGAUUGCUAGUUUAGGAGGAAUUUUAGAUUAAUUUUUGAUCUCUUCUAAUGAAGCAUCAGCCAAUCCAAAACUUUAUGCAUCCUAAUUAGCUUAACAAAUUGAUUUAUUAUUAUGA